Molecule: messenger RNA, 2644 nt
Organism: Megalops cyprinoides (Indo-Pacific tarpon)
Lineage: Eukaryota; Metazoa; Chordata; Actinopteri; Elopiformes; Megalopidae
Product: mucin-5AC
Exons: 2
Coding region: 1016-2230 (404 amino acids)
Source: RefSeq, a predicted model, not a curated record
UGCACACAUUACACCACCCUCAAAAAGAGCUCUCAGCAGGGUGGAGCUCUCUUUUUUUCUUAGACAUAAGUACUUGUAAGAUCAAUAAAUAUAGGUGACAUUUUGUUUCUGGUGACCUCACUCUGUUCUUCAGUUACCCAGAAAAGGGAAGAGAAAGUGAGGCGUGGGGGGAAGAGAGAAUGAGAGGUCAGCUGCGUGCGUUAGAAUAAUAUCAUUUAGAAGGUUCAUUUCAGCACGUUUUGUUUUUCUUAGCUGCCUUUUGUCACAUCAAACUAAAGGGCAUUUACACGUGCCUCACAUUUGCUCACCAUUGCUGCAAUCUCUCUCUGUCUCUGUCUGCACGUCACAUAAAUCAAGAGGAAGUCUAGAGAAACAGAACCACAGUUGAGAGAGGAAGAAACAGUGUGUGACUUUCCAGUCGGUGUGUGAGUUCAUAACAACAACCUCAACGGAGCAAGGGGAAAGGAGCUCUGUUAAUGCAGACACUACAGACUAUUUCACCUUUGAACCUGGACUUAAACAGAAACAAGACUGGUGACAUCAGAAUGCUCAAUAUUUAAAGCAAGGACAUAAACAGCAACAGAUACAACUCAAUGCAUGAACAGACAGAGGAUACAUAAUAUAACUCAAGGCAUGAACUCUGGCUUUGCAGCAUAGUGAUGACCCUGCAAAAGUAGUAAUCUAAACAGAAUUCAAACAAAAAAAAUUGAAAUAAGCAAUUCCAGUAUACUCUUGUACUAAGAAAAUACCAAGAAUAGUAGUUUCUGCUAAUAUACUUUAUUUCUGGCAGUUUGGGAUAAACAGCUGUACAAUGGUCCUCUAGACCAUUGCAGAUCAGUUUUGAAAUCAUCAGGAAUCAACCUCAAUGUCAGCUUGAAAAUCACUCAGACUGUUUUGAAAGUCAAUAGCUCAGAGUCUCGUUCGAUUACUUCAAUAUCCAAUUUGGGAUCAGGCAGCAGACCACAACUUCAGAUAUCCAUUUAAAUCAUCUUCUUCCUUCAGUGCUGUCUUUAACAUGAGCAACAUGUCUGUGUCAGUGAUUGCACUGCAAACUCUUGUCCUCUACCUCACUCUCCCUCUUAUCCUGAUGACCACAGAUUUGGAUACCUACGAUCCUGAAGAGUUCGCCACAGAUGGGACACAAUUUCUAACAGAGAUUACAGACAACAGUUUGGGAUCAACUGUCACCACUGCUUCAUCUCUUAUCAAAAGCACUGUCAUUCCAGUGCCCCAUACUACAAAUGUCCCUGUAGGCAGUACUCCUACAACCGUGCCCAGUUUUGAACCUAUUGCAAUGUCGACUGUUGAAACAACCACAAUGCCCGUCAGUGAGACAACUGCAGUGCAUACAGUGGAAUCUCCUGCUCUUGAAACUUCAACUGAAGACCAAACAUCAGAGGGCUUUGUGCCUCUUACUUCUAGUCAUACCAGUGAACCCAGGAGUUUGCUCACCCCUAAACAAACAACCACUUCUCAAAUUUUCGCAUCUGAGCCCACCAGCUCAACACCAGGCCCAGGCACAACAGGGACCACGACAGAAGUUGUUUCUAACCCUGAAACCACCACUACUACUUCCACUACGCACGUAACCCCAGUCCCCACCACUGUUACCACCAUCACCCAGGUACGACCAAAUCAAACUACCUUCUCUGCUGGUUCUACUUCAACCAGUGCAAUUCCUCCCAAACAAAUGAAGGGAAACAUGUGGGUGAUUAUAUUCAUUGCCUUAGCUGCAAUGGCCUUUGUGCUCGGGAUCAUCUUUAUGUUUGUGUGCUUCAACAACCGGAGGAGAAGCAGGUCUGAAAAUUUCAAUUCUAGCCUCAGGAAUGGAGGGAGCAAGAAAUCCAAGAAGAAGAAAGGAACAGAGGAGGAUGCCUGGGCUGGGCCAGUGGCCCUGAAUAAAGAGAGAGAGGGUGGAGAGGGAGAGGUGGAAGGGAUGAAGGAAGAGCACGGGAAAGGAGAGGGGGAUUUGACGCAGGUGGUAUUGAGCACUUUCACUGCAACGCAGAAUGAGGAGGACAACGACAAGGUGAACGGGGGCUCUGCAGGAGCAAAGGAGGGUGAAAAGAAUGCAGAGGAGCUGCCCCUGCUGUUCAUAGAUGAGGGCAGGGAGGAUGAUGCUCCCUCUUUGCCUCCUCCAUCCUCCUCCCUCCCUCCUCCACUUUCCAAGGAGGAUGUUGCAGGUGAAAAGAAUGGCGGCCCUGCUUUCUGUCUGACUACUGCUGUGUGAGAGAAAGAAAAUGCACCUGAUUUUCAAUUACUAAUUAAUUUAUAAUUGAAUGUCUCGUUUGUUUGUUUAAAUGAACAAAUGUACAUUGAUUGCCUGUAAGGAAACCUCACAAAGGAGAAAGCUGCAGGUUGUAGGAUUACAAAGGGAAGACAUAAAAUGAGAUGAAUGAGGGGUGACACUAUUUUGGUGAUCCAUCCAUUUGUGUUUUGCAUUGAAAUCCAUUAUUUCAGGAAGAGGUCAUAACAACAUACAGUUGUGUUUGCAGUGCUCUAUGUAGUGUUCUACCCCAAUAAGAACAGCAGGAUGCAUUUAAGUAGUUGAUAUCUGUAAACAGCAACUUAUUUAGGUAUUUAUUGGUUUUCCUCAGAUUUGUAUAUUAUCAUACCUAUAUGAGAUUUUAGCAGUGAUUCUCAA